This is a messenger RNA of Dromaius novaehollandiae (emu), 12350 nucleotides long. It is a transcript of the gene KALRN, whose product is annotated as kalirin RhoGEF kinase. The record is from RefSeq and is a predicted model, not a curated record. The transcript has 61 exons. Gene Ontology annotation, cellular component: extrinsic component of membrane; cytoplasm; postsynaptic density. Gene Ontology annotation, molecular function: guanyl-nucleotide exchange factor activity; protein kinase activity; ATP binding. Bases 519 to 9470 code for a protein of 2983 amino acids. Gene Ontology annotation, biological process: axon guidance; protein phosphorylation; intracellular signal transduction. NCBI's taxonomy places the organism in Eukaryota, Metazoa, Chordata, Aves, Casuariiformes, Dromaiidae.
CGCGGCGGCGGGGAGGCGGCGGCGGCGGCGGGGGGGGAGCAGCAGCCGCCUCCGCCGCGGGCGUCCCGGCGGCGCUGAGCGCGUCCCGCCGGGGAGCGGCGGGGCCGGGCCGGGCUGUCACGGCGGCGAGGGGCAUUGUCGGCAGCGGGGCGGCGGCGGCGGGGGGAGCCGGGCGGGUGGGAACAAUAGCGGCGCGGGGAGGGGAGGGGAGGGGAGGGAGGCGGCAGGCGCGGAGCCGCCGGCGGCGGGGCUCGGCACCCGCCCGCCCCGGGGGCAGCCGCAGCGCAGCCCGCGGGCAGCCGCAGCCCAGCCCCGGGGCAGCCGCCCCGCAGGCUCCGCCGAAGGGAUGAGCCGGGCGGCGCUCGGCCGGGCUCGCCGCUAAAAGCGCCUUCAUCCCUCCCUCCCUCGCUCCCUCCUUCGCUCCCUCCCUCUUUUCUCUCUCUCUCUCUCGGCUCUCCUCCUCCCUAACUCACUGGAUAUUAGCAGCCGCCGGCCUCGCCGCCGCCUCUCCCCCAGCCAUGAAUCCCGCCGAAGGGGCAGCGGAGGACGGCGCUGUCCCCGACUCCGAGGUGGAUGCCUUCUUCCGCACAGGUUCUUUUCGAAAUGAUGGCUUAAAAGCUGCUGAUGUCCUUCCUAUACUAAAGGAGAAAGUGGCCUUUGUGUCAGGUGGCCGUGAUAAACGAGGUGGUCCUGUCUUGACCUUCCCAGCCCGCAGCAAUCACGACAGAAUAAGGCAGGAAGACCUUCGGAAACUUGUGACUUAUUUGGCCAGCGUGCCAAGUGAAGAUGUCUGUAAACGAGGAUUCACUGUUAUUAUCGAUAUGCGGGGAUCCAAAUGGGAUUUGAUCAAGCCUCUUCUAAAGACCCUUCAAGAAGCCUUUCCUGCCGAGAUUCACGUUGCCCUGAUAAUAAAGCCUGAUAAUUUCUGGCAGAAGCAGAAGACAAACUUUGGCAGUUCCAAGUUCAUCUUUGAGACAAGUAUGGUCUCUGUUGAAGGCCUGGCAAAACUCGUGGAUCCUUCUCAACUGACGGAUGAGUUUGAAGGAUCUUUGGAUUACAACCAUGAUGAAUGGAUAGAGUUGCGCGUCUCCUUGGAAGAGUUUUUCAACAGUGCUAUUCAUUUAUUAUCAAGGCUGGAGGACCUCCAGGAAAUGUUGGCUAGGAAGGAAUUUCCAGUUGAUGUUGAGGGCUCUAGAAGGCUAAUUGAUGAGCACACGCAGCUUAAGAAAAAAGUGAUUAAAGCUCCUGUGGAAGAACUGGAUCGUGAGGGUCAGAGGUUAUUACAAUGCAUAAGAUGCAGUGAUGGUUUUUCUGGUAGGAACUGCAUUCCUGGAAGUGCAGAUUUUCAAAGUCUCGUGCCAAAGAUCACCAGCCUUUUAGACAAGCUGCAUUCCACCCGGCAACACUUGCAUCAGAUGUGGCAUGUCCGCAAGUUGAAAUUGGACCAGUGCUUUCAACUCCGACUUUUUGAACAAGAUGCUGAGAAGAUGUUUGACUGGAUCAGCCACAACAAAGAAUUGUUCCUGCAGAGUCACACGGAGAUUGGCGUGAGCUACCAACAUGCCCUUGACCUACAGACGCAGCACAAUCACUUCGCCAUGAAUUCCAUGAACGCCUAUGUCAACAUCAAUCGGAUCAUGUCGGUUGCAUCCAGGCUUUCUGAGGCAGGCCAUUAUGCUUCCCAGCAGAUUAAACAAAUUUCUACCCAGCUGGAUCAAGAGUGGAAGAGUUUUGCUGCAGCUCUGGAUGAGCGCAGUACCAUCUUAGCCAUGUCUGCUGUCUUUCACCAGAAAGCUGAACAGUUCCUUUCAGGUGUGGAUGCCUGGUGCAAAAUGUGCAGUGAAGGAGGCCUCCCCUCAGAAAUGCAAGACCUGGAACUGGCCAUCCAUCAUCAUCAGUCUCUGUAUGAGCAAGUAACACAGGCCUACACAGAGGUGAGCCAGGAUGGAAAAGCUUUGCUGGAUGUCCUACAGCGUCCCUUGAGCCCUGGGAAUUCUGAAUCCCUCACCGCUACUGCAAACUACUCCAAGGCUGUCCACCAGGUGUUGGAUGUGGUACAUGAAGUCCUGCAUCACCAGCGGCGCCUAGAGAGCAUCUGGCAACACAGAAAGGUCCGGUUACAUCAAAGGCUCCAACUCUGCGUUUUCCAGCAGGACGUUCAACAGGUAUUGGACUGGAUUGAAAAUCAUGGGGAAGCCUUCCUGAGUAAACACACUGGAGUGGGGAAGUCUCUGCACAGAGCACGUGCGCUGCAGAAAAGACAUGAUGAUUUUGAAGAGGUAGCACAGAAUACGUACACCAAUGCAGACAAGCUUUUAGAGGCUGCAGAGCAGUUGGCUCAGACUGGGGAAUGUGACCCUGAAGAGAUCUAUAAAGCAGCCCGGCAUCUGGAAGUACGAAUUCAGGACUUCGUCCGAAGAGUGGAACAGAGAAAACUUCUCUUGGACAUGUCAGUCUCCUUCCAUACCCACACCAAAGAGCUGUGGACAUGGAUGGAAGAUCUGCAGAAGGAGCUCUUAGAGGAUGUCUGUGCUGACUCGGUGGAUGCGGUUCAGGAGCUUAUCAAGCAGUUUCAGCAGCAACAAACAGCCACCUUGGAUGCUACCCUCAAUGUUAUUAAAGAAGGGGAAGAUCUAAUCCAACAGCUCAGGGACUCAGCCGUUUCCAACAACAAGACUCCACACAAUAGCUCCAUCAGCCACAUUGAAUCUGUCCUUCAGCAGCUCGACGAGGCCCAGGUACAGAUGGAAGAGCUCUUCCAUGAGAGGAAGAUUAAGCUAGACAUUUUCCUUCAGCUCCGGAUUUUUGAACAGUACACCAUUGAGGUUACAGCAGAGUUAGAUGCCUGGAAUGAAGAUCUGCUGAGACAAAUGAAUGAUUUCAAUACGGAAGACCUCACUCUGGCUGAGCAACGUUUGCAGCGCCACACCGAGCGGAAGUUGGCUAUGAACAACAUGACCUUUGAAGUCAUCCAGCAAGGACAAGAUUUACACCAGUACAUCAUGGAGGUCCAGGCUUCAGGCAUUGAGCUGAUCUGUGAAAAAGACAUUGAUCUAGCGACACAGGUUCAAGAGCUGCUGGAAUUUCUUCAUGAGAAACAGCAUGAGCUGGAGCUUAAUGCUGAUCAAACUCACAAGAGGUUAGAGCAGUGCCUACAACUCCGGCACCUACAGGCUGAAGUCAAGCAGGUGCUUGGCUGGAUCCGGAAUGGUGAAUCAAUGCUGAACGCGAGCCUUGUCAACGCAAGCUCCCUUUCCGAAGCUGAGCAACUUCAGCGAGAGCAUGAACAAUUUCAGCUGGCCAUAGAGUCCCUCUUUCAUGCCACUUCCUUACAGAAGACACACCAGAGUGCCCUGCAGGUCCAGCAGAAAGCCGAAGUGCUGCUACAGGCUGGGCACUAUGAUGCCGAUGCCAUCAGAGAGUGCGCUGAAAAGGUGGCCUUGCACUGGCAGCAGUUGAUGCUGAAGAUGGAGGACAGGCUCAAACUGGUCAAUGCCUCUGUGGCGUUCUAUAAAACUUCUGAGCAGGUGUGCAGCGUAUUGGAGAGCUUGGAGCAAGAAUACAGACGGGAUGAAGACUGGUGUGGAGGUCGAGAUAAACUUGGACCAGCAGCUGAGAUAGACCAUGUCAUCCCUCUGAUCAGCAAACAUCUGGAGCAGAAGGAAGCUUUUCUCAAGGCCUGCACGCUGGCGCGUAGGAACGCUGAGGUGUUCCUCAAGUACAUCCACAGGAACAAUGUCAGCAUGCCUGGAGUAGCAAGCCAUACAAGGGGGCCUGAGCAGCAAGUGAAAGCCAUUCUGAGUGAGUUGCUGCAGAGAGAGAACCGGGUCCUUCACUUCUGGACCCUGAAGAAGCGGAGGUUAGAUCAGUGCCAACAGUAUGUUGUCUUUGAACGCAGUGCCAAACAGGCCUUAGACUGGAUCCAAGAAACAGGCGAAUAUUACCUCUCUACUCACAACUCCACAGGGGAAUCAGCAGAAGAAACUCAGGAACUCCUGAAGGAAUAUGGGGAAUUCAGAGUACCUGCCAAGCAAACAAAAGAGAAAGUGAAGCUCCUCAUCCAGCUGGCUGACAGCUUUGUAGAAAAAGGACAUAUACACGCCACUGAAAUUAGGAAGUGGGUCACCACUGUUGACAAACGCUACCGUGACUUCUCUCUCAGGAUGGGGAAAUACCGCUACUCCCUGGAAAAAGCCCUUGGAAUCAAUACAGAGGAUAACAAGGACCUAGAGCUAGAUAUUAUUCCAGCAAGUCUUUCGGACCGGGAAGUAAAGCUGCGUGAUGCAAACCAUGAAGUCAAUGAAGAAAAAAGGAAGUCGGCCAGAAAGAAAGAGUUCAUUAUGGCUGAGCUGCUUCAGACUGAAAAAGCUUAUGUCAGGGACUUACAUGAGUGUUUAGAGACCUACCUUUGGGAAAUGACAAGUGGAGUGGAAGAAAUACCCCCUGGGAUCCUUAAUAAAGAACACAUCAUCUUUGGCAACAUCCAGGAGAUAUAUGACUUUCAUAACAAUAUUUUUUUGAAAGAACUAGAGAAAUACGAACAACUGCCUGAGGAUGUGGGCCACUGCUUCGUCACCUGGGCAGAUAAGUUUCAGAUGUAUGUCACCUACUGCAAAAACAAGCCUGACUCCAGCCAACUCAUCCUGGAACAUGCAGGGACUUUCUUUGAUGAAAUUCAGCAAAGGCAUGGUCUGGCCAACUCUAUCUCUUCUUACUUAAUCAAGCCCGUCCAGAGGAUCACGAAAUACCAGCUCCUACUGAAGGAACUGCUAACCUGCUGCGAAGAGGGCAAAGGAGAACUCAAAGAUGGUCUGGAAGUGAUGCUCAGUGUCCCCAAGAAGGCCAACGAUGCAAUGCACGUCAGCAUGCUGGAAGGGUUUGAUGAGAACCUGGACGUCCAGGGAGAGCUGAUCCUUCAGGAUUCCUUCCAAGUGUGGGAUCCCAAGUCCCUCAUUCGGAAAGGCCGUGAGAGGCAUUUGUUUCUCUUUGAAAUCUCUUUGGUGUUUAGCAAAGAGAUCAAAGAUUCUUCAGGACACACAAAAUACGUUUACAAGAACAAGUUACUGACCUCAGAACUGGGAGUGACUGAACAUGUUGAAGGAGAUCCCUGUAAAUUUGCUUUGUGGUCUGGCCGGACACCAUCCUCGGACAAUAAAACGGUGCUGAAAGCAUCCAGUAUUGAAACAAAACAGGAAUGGAUCAAAAAUAUCCGGGAAGUCAUUCAAGAAAGGAUUAUCCAUCUGAAAGGAGCUCUGAAAGAGCCAAUUCAGCUCCCCAAGACACCAGCAAAGCAGCGAAACAACAGUAGAAGAGACGGAGUAGAUGAUGCAGACAGUCAAGGAGACGGGAGCAGUCAACCUGACACCAUUUCCAUUGCAUCCAGGACAUCACAGAACACAGUGGACAGUGAUAAGCAUUUCGUCUACGGCAGAGACACAGGACAGUUGUCUGGAGGCUGUGAACUAACCGUGGUGCUCCAGGACUUCACAGCCGGCCACAGCAGCGAGCUGAGCAUUCAAGUCGGGCAGACCGUGGAGCUGCUGGAGAGGCCGAGCGAAAGGCCCGGCUGGUGCCUGGUCCGCACCACGGAGCGGAGCCCGCCUCAGGAAGGCCUGGUCCCCAGCAGCGCUCUUUGUGUUUCCCACUCACGGAGCAGCGUGGAGAUGGACUGCUUCUUCCCUUCAGGAAAAGACACAUAUUCGGUCUCUUCCAAUGACAACGGGGGCAAAUCUGAUUCAGUGGCCAACUUGCAACCUCAGCCAUCCCUCAACUCCAUCCAGAGCUCUCCUGGCCCCAAGCGCUCAACCAACACGUUAAAAAAAUGGUUGACUAGUCCUGUGCGCCGGCUGAACAGUGGGAAGGCCGAGAGUAACAUAAAGAAACAAAAGAAGGUGCGAGAUGGCAGGAAGAGCUUUGAUCUUGGCUCACCAAAGACCGGAGACGAAACCACUCCUCAAGGAGACAGCGCAGAUGAGAAGAGCAAGAAGGGUUGGGGAGAAGAUGAACCAGACGAGGAAUCUCACACACCCCUUCCUCCUCCUAUGAAGAUUUUUGACAAUGAUCCAACCCAAGAUGAGAUGUCCUCUUCUUUGCUAGCUGCUCGACAGAGCUCCUCCGAUGUCCCAACUGCUGCGGAUCUUGUCAGUGCAAUAGAAAAGUUGGUCAAAAGUAAGCUGACCCUUGAAGGAGGAUCCUACCGAGGAAGCUUAAAAGAUGCCACCGGCUGCUUAAAUGAAGGAAUGACGCCUUCAACUCCCCCAAGAAACCUUGAAGAGGAACAAAAAGCCAAAGCAAUGAGAGGCAGGAUGUUUGUCUUAAAUGAGCUGGUACAGACUGAAAAAGACUAUGUCAAAGACUUGGGAACUGUUGUGGAGGGCUUCAUGAAGAGGAUAGAAGAAAAAGGAGUUUCUGAAGAUAUGAAAGGGAAAGACAAGAUAGUAUUUGGCAAUAUUCACCAGAUCUAUGACUGGCAUAAAGACUUUUUCCUGGCAGAACUGGAAAAAUGUCUUCAAGAACACGACCGUUUAGCACAGCUUUUUAUUAAGCAUGAGCGGCGAUUACACAUGUAUGUGGUAUAUUGCCAGAACAAGCCACGAUCUGAAUAUAUAGUAGCUGAGUAUGAGGCAUAUUUUGAGGAGGUUCAACAAGAAAUAAACCAACGACUAACCAUCAGUGACUUUCUGAUCAAACCCAUUCAAAGAAUAACUAAAUACCAACUUCUUCUCAAGGACUUCCUAAGGUACAGUGAAAAAGCUGGUCUGGAGUGCUCCGAUAUAGAGAAAGCAGUUGAAUUAAUGUGCCUUGUACCAAAACGCUGCAAUGACAUGAUGAACCUGGGCCGUCUCCAAGGCUUUGAGGGCAAGCUGACAGCUCAAGGAAAGCUGCUGCAGCAAGAUACCUUCUAUGUAACAGAGCAGGAUUCUGGAGUUCAGUCUCGACCGAAGGAGCGUAGGGUUUUCCUCUUUGAGCAAAUAGUUAUCUUCAGUGAACUGCUUAGGAAAGGCUCUUUAACACCAGGAUACAUGUUUAAGAAAAGCAUAAAGAUGAAUUACUUAAUCAUUGAAGAAAAUGUGGACAAUGAUCCCUGCAAGUUUGCUCUAAUGAGCCGGGAAACAUCAGAGAGAGUCAUUUUACAGGCUGCUAAUCCAGAAAUUCAGCAAGCUUGGGUACAGGACAUCAACCAGGUCCUAGACACACAAAGAGAUUUCCUAAAUGCGCUACAGUCUCCCAUAGAGUACCAACGCAAAGAAAGUAGCUCUGCAGUGCUGAGGCCCCAGACCGGUAGGGUCCCUCAGCCCAACAGCAGACCCUAUUCUUCUGUUCCGGUAGGGUCUGAGAAGCCUUUGAAGGCUACAAGCCGUAACACAUCUCUCCCACCCCUGAAGAUAUCUACCUCCAACGGCAGCACAGGGUAUGAACACUCGCAACCCGGAGACAAGUACGAACAAAGCAAGACUGAUUUGGGAGGGUGCAAUGGGACCUCUUCCAUGGUGGUGAUUAAAGAUUACUAUGCACUGAAGGAGGAUGAGAUCUGUGUGAAUCAAGGAGAGGUGGUCCAGAUCCUUGCCAUCAACCAGCAGAACAUGUUCCUGGUGUACCAGCCUGCAAACGACCACUCUCCGGCUGCUGAAGGAUGGAUCCCCGGCAAUAUCUUGGCUCCCCUCACUAAAUCCACUACAGAUAAUAGCGACGGAAGCAUCAAGAAGUCAUGUUCAUGGCAUACCCUGCGCAUGAGAAAGCGGGCGGAAAAGGAGAGCAGUGGCAAAAAUGAAGCCAAUGGGCCACGUAAAUCCAAGGAUAUUCUGGGGAACAAAGUCUCUGUUAAAGAGACAAACAGCUCAGAGGAAUCAGAGUGUGAUGACCUUGACCCCAAUACUAGCAUGGAGAUAAUCAACCCAAAUUUCAUUCAGGAAGUGGCUCCAGAGUUUCUUGUGCCAUUAGUGGAUAUCACCUGUUUGCUCGGCGACACAGUGAUGCUGCAGUGCAAAGUCUGUGGACGGCCAAAGCCAACUAUAACCUGGAAAGGACCUGAUCAAAACAUCCUUGACAAUGACAACAGCACAGCCACUUACACGGUGUCAUCCUGCGACUCUGGAGAGCUCACCCUGAAGAUCUGUAACCUGAUGCCUCAGGACAGUGGCAUUUACACGUGUGUGGCAACUAAUGAACAUGGAACAGCAUCAACCUCUGCAACGAUCAAAGUCCAAGGUGUCCCAGCUGCCCCAAAUCGCCCCAUUGCUCAGGAGAGAAGCUGUACCUCUGUGAUCCUACGCUGGCUACCCCCGUCCAGCACAGGAAAUUGCACCAUUUCAGGCUACACUGUGGAGUACAGAGAAGAAGGGUCACAGGUCUGGCAGCAGUCGGUAGCCUCAACUUUGGACACUUACCUCGUCAUUGAGGACCUGACCCCGGGCUGCCAGUACCAGUUUCGAGUGAGUGCCAGCAACCCCUGGGGGAUCAGCUUGCCCAGCGACCCGUCCGAGUUUGUGAGGCUCCCUGAGUACGACUCUGCUGCUGACGGUGCUACUAUUUCAUGGAAGGAAAACUUUGACCUCGCUUAUGCAGAGCUGCAUGAGAUUGGGAGGGGACGAUUCUCCAUAGUAAAGAAAUGUGUUCACAAAGCCACCCGGAAGGACGUUGCUGUAAAAUUCAUUAGUAAAAAAAUGAAAAAGAAAGAGCAGGCAGCGCAUGAAGCAGCUUUAUUACAGCACUUACAGCAUCCUCAGUACAUCACUAUCCAUGACACCUAUGAGUCUCCUACUUCUUACAUCUUAGUUUUGGAACUGAUGGAUGAUGGUCGUCUCUUAGAUUAUCUAAUGAACCACGAUGAACUUAUGGAGGAAAAGGUAGCUUUCUACAUAAGAGACACGAUGGAAGCCUUGCAGUAUCUUCACAAUUGCAGAGUGGCCCAUUUAGACAUAAAGCCAGAAAAUUUGCUCAUUGACUUAAGAAUCCCAGUACCUCGUGUCAAGCUCAUAGAUUUGGAAGAUGCGGUGCAAAUCACAGGUCAUUACCAUGUCCACCAUCUCCUCGGAAACCCAGAAUUUGCAGCUCCUGAAGUUAUCCAAGGCCUUCCUGUCUCCCUGAGCACGGAUAUCUGGAGCAUUGGGGUUCUCACCUAUGUCAUGUUAAGUGGUGUCUCUCCAUUCCUGGAUGAAAGCAAAGAGGAGACUUGUAUCAAUGUGUGCAGAGUAGAUUUCAGCUUCCCACCUGAGUACUUCUCUGACGUGAGCCACGCUGCCAGGGAUUUCAUCAAUGUUAUCCUUCAGGAAGACUUCAGGAGAAGGCCAACAGCAGCCACUUGUUUACAGCAUCCAUGGCUGCAGCCACACAAUGGCAGCUAUUCCAAAAUCCCACUGGAUACCUCUCGCUUGGCUUCCUUCAUUGAGCGCCGCAGACAUCAGUACGACGUGCACCCAGUCCCCAGCGUCAAGAGUUUCCUAAUGAGCAGGCUGAAUCCGGGAACGUAAUGCAACCGAUCCCUGCGACACUACGCUGCUGGUCCUGAGGCAAGACGCAGGGAGCGAGCAGGCACAAAGCAGAUCUGUCUGUAUAUAGUUCUGUAUUCGGCAUUGCAUUUCGUGUGGUUUCCCUAACAGAUGGGUACAAAUCAGUCCGGAGGUUGCAGUAUCUGCCCAGUUACUCAGAACCAAAGUGCAGGGGGAUAAUGGUGGCAGGUACUUGCUUCCCUUCCCUUGGCAGGCUCUUCUUGGGAAGAUUGCUAUUGCCAUGCCUGCCAUAAAAUGGGGCUGUUGAAAACAAACACCAACUGGAAAUGAGAGCCAAAAUUGCAGUUGCCUUAUUCUUUAAGAGGCAGCCUUCUAAAAGAAGUCCUCUUGAUCUUGCUAAACUGAUUUCAAGAUACAUGACCAGCUAGGAGUAGAAUAGUGUGUGGAGGAAUAAGACUAGGCUGACCUUAGUGUGUGCUGCAGAACUGGACUGAAUUCAGUUUUUGCGGAAAUCACUGUAAGCCUGCUCCAGGUUAACAGAUGGAUUGUGCAAGCCCUGUAUGCCCAGGUAUCCCUCGAUUUUCCCAUGGAGACUCUGCUUGCGUAGGACAUGAACGGUCAGACCCUAUUCACUGUUGGAUCAGCUUUUGUGGUGGCAUGACUUAGAUACGCUCUCGUUAUGUGGUAGUGCUCAAACAGGCAAAAAUCCCAUGUUAAUCCUUGGGCUUUCGGCUACGUCAAGUCAACACGCAGUACCUUUUGGAACUACAGUUAAGGCAGUGAAUUCAUUGGAGCAUACAGCUGUUUCUGACUAAGCACAAUGGGACUAUGAUGGGGUUUUUUUAAAGGCGUUUUAUAAACAUUGUACAGAAAUCUUUUGCAAAACCUGUGCAUUGAGAAAAGGCUGUGUCCAAUUUUUGCAGUAUCUGUAAACUAGAUGAUGAUGACGAAGACAAUUUUUUCUAUCACAGGUUUUCAGUAUACAUAUAUUGUAUCAUAUAUAUAAAUAUAUAUAUAUAAAGGAUCUUGUUCCAUUUCUAGGUUCAGAAUUGCUUGGCCCAAAGUCCAUCUAAAGCCUUUCGAAGUGCAGUAGGAGUGGUGAGUUCAUCCUUGUGCUUACAGCUUGAAAAUCAUUUUCAGUGUUUAAAGUAUGUCAUUUCAUUUCCAGACUUGUAAAUAUCUCUCCAGCUGCCGUUAGCACCUCAUCACCAAAGCAUUCUUAAGCAUAUUUUUAUGUCCAAAGCCUAAUUUGUAAUGAAAGAAAAAAUAUUCACAAUUAAAAUAUUUCUCUCUCACAAGCCAAGUUGCAACAUCAUCAUGUUGAUGUUACAGUGACGGAACCAGCCUUAAGUAUGUCCAACACAGGGAGUCUGCAGUGACAAAUCAGCAGUUCACAGGCUGGCCACAUCUUCACUAUUUAGCAGUGGGAUUGGAAGGGGAAACACCUCUCUGGCUGGUCCUUCCCUAUCCUGCUCCUGCACCAUAAAACCCUACAGUCUUGUAGGCUGAUGAUCAAAGAGAUUUUUUUUCCCCCAGCAUGUGAAUACAUUGUCUCCGUGCUGAGUGCUGUUGCUGUGCCUGCAGUCGGGAAUGUCAGUUGUUACCAAAGGUUUUCCUAGGGAAAAGGGCUUGAUCUCACCAUAUGUACUCAGUAUAGACUCUCCUGAGAUAUCUUGUAAGGGCAAGAGUCGAAUUCAAUACACCAUCCAAAUAACUGCACUGUGAACCCAGAAUGUAUCUGCAGGAGCAAAAAUGGGCUCUGCCAGCAGGUGGUGGAGAUACUCUGCAAGUACUGUUAAAUCCUGGGGGCUCGGCCAACCCUUUUUCUGAUCCACCUCCCAGCUCAGUUUCAUGGCACGUAGGAUACCUGGACCUUCACUUUGUGCUUGCUCUAGCAGUGUGCUGGGGCGGUCAGUGUAUUAUGCUCGGGGACAAGGAAGGAGGCACAGCACAUUAAAACAUUCAGCACUAUAUGCAUGCGAUACACGAACAGACCUUGGAGAUCCAGGAGCCUCAGCCUGGGUGAGCCAGGGUCGUGGGGCAGAGCCAGAGGCAGCACAACAGGCUGCGUGAAUGACGGAGAGAGAUUUAAUACAGGGGAAAGGCAAGGAAAGGCUUGGAAGAGUGUUCGCAGGAGGCUGAAAAUCCUAGAUCAGCUAGGACCCGUUUCAGUUUCUCUCUAAGCAAUUCAGCAACACCUCUUAGACAAAGAACAGACUCAUCCUGAGCAAGAGGGCAAUGUAUGCGAUUUCUUAGCAACCAAAACUUCUUCAGACGGCAGUCAGCAAGGGGUGUCUUUAAUUAGCACCAGCCUCAGGUACUUUCUCAUUGCAGGACUGUUUGUACUUUCCUUCCUAUUUGUCAAAGCUGGCUCUUUGUGCUGUGAUUGUGCUGCCCUUAAAAAAAUGUUUAUGGAAUUGUGGUUUACAAAACCCACAGCUUUUAUUAGGCCUGUGGGUACAGUUUAAGCCACAGUCUUUCUGCUUGGCAUUAAUACAAACAAAUUCUCGUGUAUCACAUGAAAUCUGGAGUUAUUUAUGAUUUUAUUUUUUACUUCCUGCAUUCACGUCUCGAACUGCUACAGCAGACACUUUGGGCACAUAGGGGGAAAAAGCUGAAUUGAUUACGGGACUGUUUGAGCAUCCAGUUGGUAUCAAUAGAGAAAAACAAAAGGCUGAAAGCAGGUACAUUUUUAGGUUUUGGUGCCCAGAUUCAAAGGAAGCGAUUCCUCUUCAAGGGAGUGUUGGAGGUGCUGAACUCGGAAGCUUUUGAGUGUUACGGGGUUGUUUUCUGUUAUGACUUUGCUUUCUCCAUAGUCAUAUUAGAAAACUCCUCUUCCUGGGCACUGCUCUUUUUCCAGCAGUCAGGAAAACCUGAACCUGUUAAUAUUUCCAGAUAUGU